CAUGGUUGUUGCAUUCUUCAUAACACCUGCUGGACUGGAACGUGUGAAUGUUGGGGGGGAGCUGAGGAACCGGCUUCAGCGGAGCGGCAGGCGGCGAGUUUCACUUCCGCUCGUUUGACAGACGCACGACUUCUAGAAGCUCCGGAGUCCAUUAAGACAUGACUAAACCCAGACUGGCCGUGUUCGACCUCGACUACACCCUCUGGUCUUUCUGGGUGGAGGGAGCUGACGCACCUUUCCACAAGGAUGAAAGUGGACAAGUGCGUGACUCCAGUCUCUGUCCUCUCCAUCUGUUUGAUGACACAGUGGAGAUCCUGCGCUCUCUGCAGACUCAGGGAAUCCCGAUUGGCAUCGCGUCACGGACAGGAGACACGGACGGAGCCAAUCAGCUGCUGUCCCUCUUCGACCUCGAGCAGUACGUUUCCUUCAGAGAGAUUUACCCGGGCUCGAAGGUCGCCCACUUCAGCAGGUUGCAGGCAGCCAGUGGAGUUCCAUACACAGACAUGAUCUUCUUUGAUGAUGAAGAGAGGAACAUCACAGACGUCAGCAGGCUGGGGGUGCACUGUGUGUUGGUUGAUGAUGGAGUUACAUCCAGCUUAGUCAACAAGGAGCUCCAGCAGUUCCUGAUGAAGCACUGAGUCCAGCUACAUCAGGUGUGGUGGUCAGCCUGGCCUGCAGGAGGCAGUGUAGAGGCACCACAGUUGGUCACUGCGCACAGUUUGGCUGUGGAAGGGUCAUUUAUUUUAUUUAUUGUUAAUGCAAGAAAACAGAAGAGGGUCCAUCUAGUUUACUGUAGGCCUAUAAGGCUUUGAGGAGGAGGUGGGUAGUGUAAUUAUUACUGGUGUGAAUUUAGUCCCGUCCAAAUGCGACGUCAGUCAUUUUUACUGACUCCGCGCUCCUGCGUCGUAAGGAUCGCAGCACCUUUUACGUUUUAUAAAACGAGCCGUAAAAAUGACGUCAGGUUCCUAACAGUUAGUCCCAUGCGAAUCGACCAGUUGGUAAAACGGAAUCGUAUCCUGUCAAAAACGAGUUUUUAUUAUAAGAUUUCAGGCACCAGAAUGUAAAUGCUGCACCAUUUAAAGUGGGACGGGAAAUUUUGAACAAGAAGCUGGCGAAUGGGAAGCUGACUUCAGCCUCUCAGGCUAAACGCAUCCAUACAUAACGUUAAUUUCCCGUCUUACGUGUACAACUCGGAAAGUAAAAGUGACUGUUUGCCCUGAAUUUCCAGUUAAUGGCGAUAAGUGUUAAAGUAAAUGUUUAGGCUAAAUUAAAUGUUUUAACAUAAUUUCUACUCUUUUCUGGAGUAAAAGUGGCGCAUAAAUCGAGUAGCUGUAACAUAGGAGGCGAUGAGGCUGGAGGCGAGUUUCUUUUAUUUAAAUCAGAUUUAACAAAUUAGCUUUAGUUCAUAGAACAAAGAAGUCCACAAUGAGACAAAAUAGAGGAAAACAGAACUAAACUAGAAUUAAAACUUGACAACAAUAUCAGUGAAAACGGGUAACAGCAACAGGGUAAUCUAGACAACGUAAGACAAGGAGACUGAGCAAACAGCGGUAUAAAAAACUGAGGAAAGACAAGGAACACCCGGGACCAAUAAUAGGGUCGGGCUAAAGACUAAACACAGGUGGAACAGAUGAGAAGAGGGCAGGACCAGGAAAUGUAAACAAUAACACUUGGACAAGACAAGAACAGGAUGUUACAGUAGCCACUCCCAUCUCUGGCAUUAAGAUUUCUUAUCCCGUGCGAAUCGCUCCUAAACAUCACAGACUUCCUGAGACUUCCAAACUGACACUACCUCACCUCCCCAUGGAGCACUAAUCCAGGCCGAAUAGGGCUUCAGUCUAGGAGUUACAGAAGAAGAACGUCUGCUUGUUUUUUAAAGCACUUUCAGAAACUUUUUCGGUUGAGCCGAAGCUUCCCCGGAGUGACCGUUCACUUUGUUUACGUAAUUUAGCUACAGGUUUCCUUCUCAAACCUCCAAACUUCGCUUUUCUUGAGGUACCACUAAAAUGCAUCUGUGGCGUGGGCGGUUUUUAUGUGUAAACCUGUUGAUUACUGUAUAAAAUACUGCUGCUCUGCCUCGUAAUACUGCCACAACACCAGGUCCACCCCAUUUUAAAUAUUCUUAGCUAAACCAUUGUGGAAGUCACAGAUGCUGAAGUGUUAUUUUUAUCAUAAAUGUUUUUGUUUGAAUUGUACAAAUGAAUUAAAUCGUCUUUCAGAAGUGAAAAGACGACAUGAAAAAUGUAAAGUAACAAAUGCAAUAUUUGUAAUUGUCUGCAUGUAUUGUGAUUCGAAAGUGAUUUAAAGUGGCAGUGCAUGUAUCUUAAAAUUGAAAUGUUGCCACAUUUGUCAGCGGCGUUACGGACCACGUUUUGCACUUGAAUUACAUAUGAACAGUUGCACUUUUGACACUCCGAUAGACCGACUCACCUGCUGAGCGUGACCUCAUCUGAAAUGUGAGAAAAAAGAUGUUACAAGCGUUUUAAAGGGCCCAUAUCCUGGAAAAACCUCAUUUUGCUCGCUUUGUGGUUUUUUUAAAAUCAGAGUUUGAGUUAGUAUCAAAAUGUGCUCGUCGACUGGACUUGUGAUGUCAUAAAAGCCAGGACAUCUACACACAUCCACAUUUUCAGCCCUGCCAAGUUCAUACCGAGUGUCUCAGCUCUGAUUGGUUUCUGAAAGAAGCACAAUACAAGGCAGCCAAUCAGAACAGAGCUGGCUUACAUACGGUAUAUCAGUCUUAAAGGCACAGUAACAACAACAGCCUGUUUAAUUCUAAGGGAUAAAGAGCGAAAUAGAAAAUAUCAGUGAUAUAAAUAAUGAAUUAUGAUCUUAUUGGUCCAGCAAGCCAUGCAGGUAUCAAAGGCUGGACGAUUUAGGGAAGCUGUCCAAUUGCAGUUGUUCUGACCAAUCACGUGACUGCAGUUUAAAUUGCGACAAGCUGUUGUCCAGGCUUGCAUUUUGGCCCUUAAGAGCAGCGUAUCCACUUUUUCUGCUUUGAAGCUUGAAUGCUGAAUGCCAGACUGGCAGUUGGUCAUGGUUGUGAUGUCACAGCACAUGGGUGUUUGGUUGCUUUUGAUUGGUCUAACUUAUUUACAGGCCGUCCAUGUUAUUGGGUUAAAUUUCCCCACUUUGCAAUCUGGAUAUAAAAACCAAACUUUCAGCCCUUUCAUGUCACAAGGGGGAAAAAUACCAGUGCAGUUAAAAAUGUAGGAUAUGGGCCCUUUAAUUGAGGUUUUCUUGUUCUAGUUACUGUACAUGUACUGUAUCUGUGAGACGCAGCAUCCUGUUAUUUAUUUUUAUAAAAGGCUUUUAAAUAAACUGA
Pygocentrus nattereri (red-bellied piranha) is the source of this 3322-nucleotide messenger RNA. It is a transcript of the gene mdp1, whose product is annotated as magnesium dependent phosphatase 1. Gene Ontology annotation, molecular function: acid phosphatase activity. The coding region runs from base 159 to 638 and encodes 159 amino acids. The record is from RefSeq and is a predicted model, not a curated record. NCBI's taxonomy places the organism in Eukaryota, Metazoa, Chordata, Actinopteri, Characiformes, Serrasalmidae. The transcript has 7 exons.